CAGCGAGCCAGCACCUGUGCCCAGGCUCGGCCUCAGCUUUCAGCACCUGCCUCCUGGAGGAGCGCAUCACCUCGGCCGCCCUAGCAGUACCCCAGCCCCACGCCUGCGACCACCAUGGCGGAGACCAACAACGAAUGUAGCAUCAAAGUGCUCUGCCGAUUUCGGCCCCUGAACCAGGCUGAAAUUCUGCGGGGGGACAAGUUUAUCCCCAUUUUCCAAGGAGACGACAGCGUCGUUAUCGGGGGAAAACCGUAUGUCUUUGACCGCGUGUUCCCCCCAAACACGACUCAGGAGCAAGUUUAUCAUGCCUGUGCCAUGCAGAUUGUCAAAGAUGUCCUUGCUGGCUACAAUGGCACCAUUUUUGCAUAUGGUCAGACUUCCUCAGGGAAAACCCAUACAAUGGAGGGAAAGCUGCACGACCCCCAGCUGAUGGGAAUCAUUCCUCGGAUUGCCCGUGACAUCUUCAACCACAUCUACUCCAUGGAUGAGAACCUGGAGUUCCACAUCAAGGUCUCUUACUUUGAGAUUUACCUGGACAAAAUCCGUGACCUUCUGGAUGUGACCAAGACGAACCUGUCUGUGCAUGAAGACAAGAACCGGGUGCCAUUUGUCAAGGGUUGUACUGAGCGCUUUGUGUCCAGCCCAGAGGAGAUUCUGGAUGUGAUUGAUGAGGGGAAGUCAAACCGUCACGUGGCUGUCACCAACAUGAAUGAGCACAGCUCUCGGAGCCACAGCAUUUUCCUCAUCAACAUUAAGCAGGAAAACAUGGAGACGGAGCAGAAGCUCAGUGGAAAGCUGUAUCUUGUGGACCUGGCAGGGAGCGAGAAGGUCAGCAAGACCGGAGCUGAGGGAGCCGUGCUGGAUGAGGCAAAGAACAUCAACAAGUCCCUGUCAGCCCUGGGCAACGUGAUCUCAGCACUGGCUGAAGGCACAAAAAGCUAUGUGCCAUAUCGUGACAGCAAAAUGACACGGAUUCUCCAGGACUCUCUGGGAGGAAACUGCCGCACGACCAUGUUCAUCUGCUGCUCCCCAUCGAGCUACAACGAUGCGGAGACCAAGUCCACCCUGAUGUUUGGGCAGCGGGCAAAGACCAUUAAGAACACUGCCUCUGUGAAUCUGGAGUUGACUGCUGAGCAGUGGAAGAAGAAAUACGAGAAGGAGAAGGAGAAGACCAAGGCCCAGAAGGAGACUAUUGCAAAGCUGGAGGCUGAGCUGAGCCGGUGGCGCAAUGGAGAGAAUGUGCCAGAGACGGAGCGCUUGGCCGGGGAGGAUGCUGCCCUGGGACCUGAGCUCUGCGAGGAGACCCCCGUGAAUGACAACUCAUCCAUUGUGGUGCGCAUUGCGCCAGAGGAACGGCAGAAGUAUGAGGAGGAGAUCCGUCGCCUCUACAAGCAGCUGGAUGACAAGGAUGAUGAGAUCAACCAGCAGAGCCAGCUCAUAGAGAAGCUCAAGCAGCAGAUGCUGGACCAGGAGGAGCUCCUAGUAUCCACUCGAGGAGAUAACGAGAAGGUCCAGCGAGAGCUGAGCCAUCUGCAGUCGGAGAACGAUGCUGCCAAGGAUGAGGUAAAGGAAGUGCUUCAGGCCCUGGAGGAGCUGGCCGUCAACUAUGACCAGAAGUCCCAGGAAGUGGAGGAGAAGAGCCAGCAGAACCAGUUGUUGGUGGACGAGUUGUCUCAGAAGGUGGCCACUAUGCUGUCCCUGGAGUCAGAGUUGCAGCGACUCCAGGAGGUCAGUGGACACCAGCGCAAACGAAUUGCUGAGGUGCUGAAUGGGCUCAUGAAGGACCUGAGUGAGUUCAGCGUCAUCGUGGGCAACGGGGAGAUCAAGCUGCCUGUGGAGAUCAGUGGGGCCAUUGAGGAGGAGUUCACUGUGGCCCGGCUCUACAUUAGCAAGAUCAAGUCAGAGGUCAAGUCUGUGGUGAAGCGGUGCCGGCAACUGGAAAACCUCCAGGUGGAAUGUCACCGCAAGAUGGAGGUGACUGGGCGUGAGCUGUCUUCCUGCCAGCUGCUCAUCUCCCAGCAUGAGGCCAAGAUCCGCUCACUUACGGAGUACAUGCAGAGCGUGGAGCUGAAGAAGCGGCACUUGGAGGAAUCCUAUGACUCCCUGAGUGACGAGCUGGCUAAGCUGCAGGCACAGGAAACCGUGCAUGAGGUGGUCUUGAAGGACAAGGAGCCGGACACCCAAGAAGCAGAUGAAGUGAAGAAGGCGCUGGAGGUGCAGAUGGAGAGUCACCGGGAGGCUCACCACCGGCAGCUGGCCCGGCUCCGAGACGAGAUCAAUGAGAAGCAAAAGACUAUUGACGAGCUCAAAGACCUGAAUCAGAAGCUACAACUGGAGCUGGAGAAGCUCCAGGCUGACUACAAGAAGCUGAAGAACGAAGAGCAUGAGAAGAGCGCCAAACUGCAGGAGCUGACAUUUCUGUACGAGCGACAUGAGCAGUCCAAGCAGGACCUCAAGGGACUGGAGGAGACAGUUGCCCGUGAACUCCAGACCCUCCACAACCUUCGCAAGCUGUUCGUUCAAGACGUCACGACUCGAGUCAAGAAAAGCGCGGAAAUGGAACCCGAGGACAGUGGGGGGAUUCACUCCCAAAAGCAGAAGAUUUCCUUUCUUGAGAACAACCUGGAGCAGCUUACAAAGGUUCACAAACAGCUGGUACGUGACAAUGCAGAUCUGCGUUGUGAGCUUCCUAAAUUGGAAAAACGACUUAGGGCUACGGCUGAGAGAGUUAAGGCCCUGGAGGGUGCACUGAAGGAGGCCAAGGAAGGCGCCAUGAAGGACAAGCGUCGGUACCAGCAGGAGGUGGACCGCAUCAAGGAGGCCGUGCGCUAUAAGGGCGCAGGCAAACGGGGCCACUCUGCUCAGAUCGCCAAACCCGUCCGACCAGGCCACUACCCAGCUUCUUCACCCACCAACCCCUGUGGCACGCGGAGCCCCGAGUGCAUCAGCUACACCAACAGCCUCUUUCAGAACUACCAGAACUUGUACUUGCAGGCCGCACCGAGCUCCAGCUCAGACAUGUACUUCCCUAACUCCUGUAGCAGCAGUGCAGCCGCAUCUUCUGGCAGCUCCUUGGCUCCCUAUCAGAAGGCCAACAUGGACAAUGGAAAUGCCACAGAUAUCAACGACAACAGAAGCGACCUGCCAUGCGGUUAUGAAGCUGAGGAGCAGGCCAAGCUCUUCCCUCUCCACCAAGAGACGGCAGCCAGCUAAUCUCUCACAGGAGGGCUCCAUACCUGCACUUUCAG
Ochotona curzoniae (black-lipped pika) is the source of this 3248-nucleotide messenger RNA. RefSeq names its product kinesin family member 5A (gene KIF5A). Bases 115 to 3213 code for a protein of 1032 amino acids. The transcript is spliced from 28 exons. NCBI's taxonomy places the organism in Eukaryota, Metazoa, Chordata, Mammalia, Lagomorpha, Ochotonidae. Gene Ontology annotation, molecular function: ATP binding; microtubule binding; microtubule motor activity. Gene Ontology annotation, biological process: microtubule-based movement. The record is from RefSeq and is a predicted model, not a curated record.